AUGUGCGACACUGGCGCGUGGCCUGUUGCGGAGUGCGAGGACGUCCUUCGCCACUUAUCUUUCCUACCGGCCACAGACCACGUGUGGCGACACGCCGCACCCCGUCUCGCCUCGUCCAAUCAAUGGAUCAACUCAGAUGUCCUCGACCUCGUCGCAAUUAUGCUCAACUCCGAGAUUCGUGAAACGCCUCUUCGAGGUGUCGCGUUCGUCCUUUCCCCCGGCGUUUCGGGCUACUCGGCGAAGAAGCUCGCGGAGAGGUUCUCGCGUUGGAUUGUUCGCCGCGUCUUCCAAAAGGAUGCGACGCUGUACAUACCUUGGCACUUAGACUCCCAUUGGAUCACCGUCGUCUUUGACAUCGCUCUUGGCAUCAUCAGCACCACCUUGCUUCCAAGCGCAAAGCGCAAGAUGGGGAAGGUUUCGGCAGCCAUCGACAGGGCGACUGGCAGGCCGGUCCGCAUGUGGAAGUUCGACAGCAAGUCAAUCGCUGCGAAGAGCAGAAAGACGACCAUUCUUGCGGCGUCGCUGCGGCUUUUACCAUUGCGCAUCAGAUAUUCCCAGACCGCACUCUUGGCCGUGCGCCUCAGCGGACCCUCAACAUCGACGCUCGACCGCCCGCCGUCUGCAAAGCUCUGGAGGCCCACGCCUGCGAGCCUAGAUCAUCCGUUCACGCCAUUCAGCAGGUCUGUCCCGGCGAAGCUCGAACGGCCACCGCCACCAUUCAGCAGCCUCUCAUCGGCAACGCCCGACCGCCCAACGGCCUCGCUGGAAAGGCUUACGCCUGUGAAAGUUGAAAGACCGCCACCGCCGUUUGGUGCAGCCGCGGCUGUAGCACUCGACCGCACGCCCACGCCGUUCGGGAGGCCGCGCCGGUGCGGCUCCAGCGACCGCCACCGCCGUUGGAUGCAUACGCCUGCAUCACUCGACCGCCCCACCCCGUUCGGGAGGGCUGCGUCGGUGAAGACCAACCCGCGCCGCUCAGCAGCACCUCCCCGGCGACGCUCGACCGCCUAUCCACGCCGUUCGGGAGGGCCGCGCGGUGCGGCUCCAGCGACCGCCACCGCGUUGGAUGCAUAUGCGCCGCAUACUCGACCGCCCACCCACGCCGUUCGGAGGGCCGUCGGGAAGACAACCGCCGCCGCCAGCAGCACCCCCCGGCGACGCUCGCCGCCUUCCACGCCUUCGGGAGGCCGCGCCGGUGCGGCUCCAGCGACCGCCACUGCCGUUGGUAUGCAGGACGCACUGCUGAAUAUCGAAGCACCACCUGCGCCGUUUAGAGAGCCGGCCAUCAAGACGCGGCAGUUUUCAUAG
Messenger RNA from Epithele typhae, 1308 nucleotides. RefSeq lists its product as uncharacterized. The coding region runs from base 1 to 1308 and encodes 435 amino acids. NCBI's taxonomy places the organism in Eukaryota, Fungi, Basidiomycota, Agaricomycetes, Polyporales, Epitheliaceae. The transcript has 5 exons. The record is from RefSeq and is a predicted model, not a curated record.